AGUUCAUCAGUUCAUCAGGGGGCACGACUUUGGCGUUGGACUGUUCACACUGUUUUCGUAGGCUUCUACACUCGAACUUUCUUGUACAGUGCCAGUAUUUCUGCCCAUCUGCCAAAAUGUCUUCAUUAGUAUCCCGCUCGUUUUUGCAAAGAAUUGCCCCGGCAGCUCGAUCCGCCCGCCUCAGCACACCUUUCUCCAAGUCUGUCUUUGCAUCAGCUACGCGACAACAUGGAUAUGCCACGGAUGCCACUGCUGAUCAGCAACCUCGACUUCGACUCGGUGUCACGGCUCCCAACUUCCAGGCCAAAACGACCCAAGGAGACAUGGACUUCCACAAAUACAUUGACAAGUCAUGGGCCAUCCUCUUCAGCCACCCGGCCGACUUCACCCCUGUAUGCACCACGGAACUAGGUGCCUUUGCACGAUUGAAGGACGAGUUUGAAUCACGUGGUGUUAAGAUGAUUGGUCUCAGUGCUAAUGACCUCUCGAGCCACGAUCGGUGGAUUCAGGAUAUCAAUGACAUCUCCAAGACCAACUUACAGUUCCCCAUCAUCGCCGACGCAGAUCGCAAGGUGGCGUUCCUUUAUGAUAUGGUUGACGCACAGGACUUGACCAACAUCGAUGAGAAGGGAAUUGCGUUCACCAUUCGCAGCGUCUUCAUCAUCGACCCGGCCAAAAAGAUUAGAUUGAUCAUGCUGUACCCGGCCUCGACUGGACGAAACACUGCCGAGGUGUUGCGGGUCAUCGACAGUCUCCAAACUGGGGACAAGAAAGGAGUCACCACUCCAAUCGAUUGGACUGUGGGUGAAGAUGUCAUUGUGCCUCCCACAGUAUCUACCGAAGAUGCAAAGAAGAAGUUCACCGAUGUCAAUGAGGUCAGGCCUUAUCUAAGAUUCACCAGCGGAAACUUGAAAUGAGAGAAGAUCUAGGCCAAGGACAGCUUUCAAAUGGCCCUUUUAUGAGACAUAGAACUUGACAGACUACUAGACACGGUAGGGGAUCAGCACAUGGGUCUCGACAACUCAGCCAGCACAGCGACCUCUAGAAUUCAACUUGGGAGCAAGUGAUACAGUCAUGUUAUUACCCAAGCCAUUAAUCGAGAUUUAAGA
Molecule: messenger RNA, 1109 nt
Organism: Exophiala mesophila
Lineage: Eukaryota; Fungi; Ascomycota; Eurotiomycetes; Chaetothyriales; Herpotrichiellaceae
Exons: 1
Coding region: 117-917 (266 amino acids)
Biological process (GO): cellular oxidant detoxification; cellular response to oxidative stress; cell redox homeostasis
Cellular component (GO): cytosol; mitochondrion
Molecular function (GO): thioredoxin peroxidase activity
Source: RefSeq, a predicted model, not a curated record